AUGAGUAAGGACCAGGCACCCAGAUAUUCCAUGGAUAUCUCCCAUGUAACGUCAGUUGAAUUGCCACUAAUAGUAAAAAAUGUCGACAAAGCAAUAGCAAUGCUAGGAGGGAAGGAACGCAUACGUAAAGCUGUCAAUUCACAGUAUCGUCCUCUGCCGAUACAAGCAUCGAGCCACUCUGUUGAUGACCGCAAUUUGGAAUUGAGAUUGCGUAGCGAUCCUUUUCAUCAUCCCGUCCAAGCCUCAGUCAAUCACAGAGAGAAGAUUCUAUUGAAGGUGAGUGUCCCAAAGUCAAGUCUUCCAUCGGAUUACUACGAAAACCCCAGAAAAUACAAUGUUCGCGAGUUGAUUGCACGAACUAGAGAGCCUGGCAGCACUCCCCAUCAUGUUGAGCCAAUUGCCAUCAUCAACAAGAAUUUCAGCUUCAGGGGCAUGGCUGACUUUCAGAUGUCCACGAAGAACAAUGACAGAGUGCAAAACUUCAAAAAGAACAUGCUCCAGGCAAAUAAAUUCGAGGAGAUCAAGAAAUAUUAUGAGGAGGAAGUCGUCGUGAAAGAUGAGUUGAUUGAUUCUAAAACCUUCGAGAAUAGAGACCAUCAUUUCAUACCGCCGCCAUGUUUUAGCGGUAUAAGGUUUCCAUUUGACUAUAAAUACCAGAAAAAUCCAUUCACAGUGACAUUGAGGGACGAAAAUGGUGAUGCGAAGGUGGUGAUGAAGUUUGACCGCAAAAAACUAUUCACAAAUACCGUAGAUUAUAAUGCCGACGAAGUGCCCCAGCAGCCUCUUCCGGAGAUUGUCUCCAAGUUUGAGUGGAUGCAGACAACAGAUCUAUCUCAGGAAUAUUCAGACAAAAAGCUCUAUGAAUGCAUUCAAUUCAUCACGAAAUUAUUCAAUAUUAAGCCCAUCUGGCUUCGUCGCCUGUUAGUCGACGUUGUUCCGGAAAAUUUGAAAUCUGCUGUUAAGGAAGCGCUACCUUAUGUCUCUUAUUGUUACAAAAAUGGACCAUGGCGCUUCUGUAAUGUCAAACUUGGGGUGAAUCCCAGAGAUCUGCCUUCAUUUUGGGUUCACCAAAGUGAGAAUUUUCGAGUCUUGGGAAUUCAGACAAAAAUUGAUCACAAUGAGAUAGUUGGGAGAAUCGUGCCCCCAACCAUCCAGGUCGUCUAUCAUGAGGGAGAUGUACAGCUUUCGGAGAACUUAUUUUUCACAGGAUCCAAGCUUCCGAAGACUGUAAACUAUCAACUUGGAGAUGUUUUAGACCUGGAUGUGCGGACAUGUAUCAGGAAUGCAAUGGAUAAGAAUCAAUUUUUCCGGGACGAAGUGGAUGCUCAAGAUGGAUGGAUCCAAAAGCAAGUUAUAGAGACUGUGCGCCGCAUUAUCAAAUACAAGUUGAGACAGUUGAAGGACGAGGAAAUAAUUGACCCACUUAAGAUACUCAAAAUCGUGCAAACCGACUAUAAUAUAAAGGAUUCGGUGAAAGCCGCCAGCAAUUCUGCAACAGAUCAUCCAAGAAUGGAUCAAGAUGACGAAGAUGACCCCCAUGAAGAUUCUGAAGACGAUGACGAGGAUGAGGAUGUAGAAGAAGAAGAAGGUGAACUCGUCAAGAAUGAGAUUGACAAAAUGGACGUUGAUGUGAAGGAGAAUGAAGAUGCAACAGAAACAAAUGUAUUUUCCCGCAUCAAACAAGUUGACGAACAUACGGCUACGAAACUACAAGAAUUAGUGGGACUCAUCAAACAGGACAAUGUCAAUAAUGGUCAACCUUAG
Molecule: messenger RNA, 1764 nt
Organism: Australozyma saopauloensis
Lineage: Eukaryota; Fungi; Ascomycota; Pichiomycetes; Serinales; Metschnikowiaceae
Product: transcription factor TFIIIC subunit
Exons: 1
Coding region: 1-1764 (587 amino acids)
Biological process (GO): transcription initiation at RNA polymerase III promoter
Cellular component (GO): transcription factor TFIIIC complex
Molecular function (GO): RNA polymerase III type 1 promoter sequence-specific DNA binding; RNA polymerase III type 2 promoter sequence-specific DNA binding
Source: RefSeq, a predicted model, not a curated record